AUGGACUCCAGCACAGGGGAGAUUGAUGUCACUGGAGAGGAGGCAACAGGAGGGAAGAAGUCCAAGUUUAAGAGUCUGAAGACACGUCUGUUUGGGAAGCUGAAGAAGAAAGAGACGGCGGGAGAGAUAAAACAAAGCCAGUCGGCAAGCGAUGUUACUGCCCCAGAUGGAGAGAGAGGAGAGAGUGACUCAGAAGAUGAGUGCAUGUACCCGCAAGGGACACUAGGCUCGAGGGCGCUGUCCCACGACAGCAUCUUCCUCGCUGAUCAGCCCCAGUCUUCACAGCCAACACGAGUCCUGUCCAAUGAAAAUGUCCACAGCAAAAUCAAAGCCCUGCAGUUGAAGUUGCAGCAACAGAACAUGAGGCUUGGACCUCCUCCUCUGGUGAUCCCCAUUAAACGCGUCGAGGACCCGGGAGCGACCUCUGAGGACGACGGUUUGCCGUGCAGUCCUCCAGAGAUGUCCCUCAGCGAGGCAGCAGUGCAGCUUCCCGCCUACAGGUGCCAUAAUACUCGAAACCAUCUCAGUUCUUUGAGUUUAGCAGGGACAGGAAGUGAAGAGGAGGAGCAGGUUUCCUCCCAGCCCCCUUCAAGGCCUCUCUCUCCGGUUUCACGGCUAUCGCCUCAGCCUGUCACCGCACCCCUGAAAAUUUCAUCUACUCCCUCAGAUGCAGUGGACUUAAGUAGUCCCCCACAGUUUAUGACCCGCCUGGACAACUCUGCCGCCCGUCACCGUCUGUCCAUUAAGCCCAAGAACCAGCGAGCCGGAACCAAUGCAAGAAAACUCACUAAGAGUGGAUACAGACCUCGCUCUGAGAGCAUGACCGAUAUGGAGCUGACCCUGUCUGAGAGUGAGGAGGUCGCAGAGAGUAACACCUCCAAAGAUAGUGUCCGUUCUCGCUCCUUCUCUAGUCAGGUCAUAAAGCUUUCAGAGAGCCAAGAAUCUUUAAACCUUGAAGAUCUUCCUCCCACCACAUCCCAGCCGGACCCAAAGGAAACAUCUCGGAGCUCUGAGAUGCUACAAGUUGAAGAUAAUGACACUCCAAGCCUAGAUGAGGUCAUCAAAUCUGAAGAUUGUAUCACUGCCGAUCAGGUCUCUCUCAAGCCCACGCUUGAUAUCUCAGUUCCUUCUGAUGAUAAUGUGUCCACCUCCCUUAUAACAAUUUCACCCGAGCUUCCAGAACUCUCAUGCCUGGAGGACUCUGUUGUAAUAGAAUCUUCCAGCACUCAAACGUUCAGUCAACCUCAAGACACAACUCGAAACCAAGAACUUGUGGUUGAUAAUGAUCAAGAUUUUUCAGUCAUCGCUAACCCAGAAUUUACGCCUGUAAACCCUGUGAAAGAGUCAGAUAGCACAGAGAGUGAAGAGAUUGUGAAACCGAGGCUGGUGGAGAAUGUGAGCUUGGUUUCCACAGACGAAAAAGGUAUGGCAGAGCAGGCUGCUCCCAAACCAGAGGUCACACCCAGACCCCAACCUGUACCAGCUCCUCGGACCAAAAAGCCAUCAGGGUUAAACAGAAGUAUCUCGACUCUGAAAGAAAGCACCGUACCACCACCGGUGGAGGCUGAAAAGGAACUGCCUGUAGUUGCUGAAAAAGCAACUUAUUCUGCUCCGGCCCUUAAAAUCUCAGCAUCUCUGAGACAAAAGGAAGACUCACAUCAGGGAGUUCGAGAAGAUGUUAAACCUCAGAGACCCAAUUCAGGAUCUUUCCGCUUCUCCGUUGCAUCAGCCAAAUAUCGCUUGAAGACAGGCAGCAAGCAAAUUACAGAACAAGACAACGGGAAAAUGAGUGAAUUGGAUGUGGCAAAGAUGCCAUCCAGUGAUCAGGACCCGAAGCAAGACCCGCACAAAUUGGAGGAGGAUGUUAAAGUUCACAGACAUCAGUCCUCGUAUCAAGAGAAGAGGAGCAGCUUGAAGAGAGAAGUGACAUCCCACAAUAUAACCAAAACAACAGGAGGAACAACAGAGGAAGGGGCAGAGGGAGCAGCAGAGCAAGAAAAGAAAGAGAAAACGGAGGGCGAAGAGGACAGGAAAGGUGCUUUUGGGGUGAAACUUCGCAACACGUCCUUGUCGCUGAAGUACCGUUCAGAAAAAGCCAAAACGGAGGCCAAAACCAAGCGCCACAGUUUGGAGGCCCAAAACGUCCCAGCGGUCUCUGAACGUGAUAAACCUACGCUUGUUGAGAUCUCACAGACCUCCACAGAAAAGAAUGAGAGCAGUGCUAGAUUUGACCUCCAAACAAAACCUUCUCUGCCCAGAAAACCCAAACCACAGAGUUCCAACGUGCCUCCCACCCCCGCGGUCACGCCCGUUCAGACCACUGAGCAAACAGCUCUCAAACGCGGAGCUCCAACUGCCAAAUCGGAGAUCCCACCUUUAUCACUGUCAUCAUCAUCAUCGUCGUCAUCAUCAACACCAUCAUCUUUUUCUUCAUCGCUUUCUCAACAUCAGUCAGAUUCGAGCAGGAGUCAACCGUCGUGGAUGGAACUUGCCAAAAGGAAGUCUUUAGCCUGGAGCGAUAAGAGCAUGGACUGA
Molecule: messenger RNA, 2535 nt
Organism: Chanos chanos (milkfish)
Lineage: Eukaryota; Metazoa; Chordata; Actinopteri; Gonorynchiformes; Chanidae
Gene: cracdlb
Product: cracd like b
Exons: 8
Coding region: 1-2535 (844 amino acids)
Source: RefSeq, a predicted model, not a curated record